Molecule: messenger RNA, 3047 nt
Organism: Cavia porcellus (domestic guinea pig)
Lineage: Eukaryota; Metazoa; Chordata; Mammalia; Rodentia; Caviidae
Gene: Actmap
Product: actin maturation protease
Exons: 6
Coding region: 698-1732 (344 amino acids)
Source: RefSeq, a predicted model, not a curated record
ACCACGUGAUCCGGGAGAGGCGGUAUGCUGGGCCCGCCAUUUUGCAUCCAAGUGCGGAGCGGUUCUACUUUCUAAACUGCGUUUCCUAAACUCGCAGUAUCGCGGAUACUCCAGGCCUCAGAUUUCGCAGCCUUCUGUCACACGCAGACUUCCUGUUGCGAGUUCUAGGAUUUUAUCCACACCUGGGUCAUUUUCCUUUCCUGAUGUCCUUUUUGACCUCUUAACCUCUGGCUCAAAGGUCAGCUCCUGGUUUCAUUACUCAGGCCUGGGAUUGGGGGGAAGAACACAAUCUAUAAACACUUUCCAUCACUAGCUCUAGGCUUGUAAGGCUCACUCCCUAGGCAUCUCAUUACAGAUCUGAGUCUUGAUAUCCCAAAAUUGACUCAGGGACUUUACAAAUUCAGGCCCAGAGAACUAAGACAAGAGGUUCAAAAUUUACCUUUCUAAGCCUCCAACCACAGUGCCUCCCCAGACCACAAAUCUCACUCUGGAUUUAAACACCCUGUUGACUCUCAGGUUUCUUGUGAAUUAGAUUAAUCCUAGUUCCUGUUCCUGUGAUUUCAAAGUUUAGCUCUGGUUAUUUAAACGCCACUGCUCAGCUCCCAAAUUGUGGAACUAGGUUCUAAAAUUUCCAUCCCUGAGACAAAACCUUUUGGGGAUUCCUGCCAACCCCGCGAUCUCUUCUGAAGACACCAAAAUGACUUCAUGCUCUCCUCCCUUGGAAUCCUCAGUCCCUUCUUUGAGACCCUCUGCACCCCAACCUGUCAUUCCAUCUCCUUCCCCAGUCCCAAGUCCUUUGGACUUACCUUUUCCACUAACUCACUGCAGUCUUCAAACUCCUGUCCCCCCACCACCUCCACUGCCUCCACCCCCUACCACGAGGGCUGCUCCCCCUCAUGUCUACGGCCUGGAGAAGAGCUGGCUGCUGAAGGAGGCCUUGGAGAAGGUAGGCCUAAACCCCAAGGGCAGAGAAGAUGUGAAGAGGCUCCUGAAGCUGCACAAGGACCGGUUCCGGAGUGACCUGCAGUGGAUCCUCUUCUGUGCUGACCUGCCGUCGCUCAUCCAAGAAGGCCCUCAGUGUGGUUUGGUGGCCUUGUGGAUGGCAAGCACUCUCCUGUCUCCUCCCAGUGGUGUCCCCCUGGAGAGACUUGUGCAGGUGGCUGUGGACAGAGGCUACACAGCGCAGGGAGAAAUGUUCUCUGUGGCUGACAUGGGCAGGCUGGCCCAGGAGACACUGGGCUGUCAGGCCAAGCUGCUCCGCAAUGGCCUGGGUGGCCCCAACAGAGACCUGGUCCUGCAGCACCUCAUCGCUGGACAUCCCCUGCUCAUCCCCUAUGAUGAAGACUUCAACCACGAGCCGUGUGAGCGGAAGGGCCACAAGGCCCAUUGGGCAGUCAGCGCAGGUGUCCUGCUGGGUGUGCAGGCUGUGCCACACCUUGGCUAUGCUGAGGACCCGGAGCUGCCUGGUCUCUUCCACCCAGUGCCCAGCACACCGUGCCAGCCUCCACUCUUACCUGAGGAAAGCUCCUCAGGAGCCAUUUUUCUUCUCUGCAAGCAAGGAAAGAGCUGGCACUACCAGCUGUGGGACUAUGACCAAGUCCGGGACAGCAACUUGCAGCUAACAGACUUCUCACCUUCCAGGGCUGCCGAUGGGCGGGUGUACGUGGUGCCCCCUGGUGGGGUACAGGCUGGCCUCUGUGGCCAGGCUCUGCUCCUCAGACCACAGGAGUAGAGCCACUAGCUGGGGCUGGGGCAUCUGUCCCCAGCUUGGCUUUGUCACCAUUUAGUGUCCCAGCUUUUCAGCCUGUACAGCAGUUACAAGUUUGGGCUGGAUCUUUGAGGGUCCCCCAUCCAUCCCAUCUCCAAGCCAUUUCUUCCAGGAAUGGUACUGGCAGAGCCCUCUAUAGAGGGAGACACUGGUAGCAAACAGACCCUGUGUCCUGUCCACAUCUCUCUCUGGAGACCACAUGUAAGCCACUGGCACCUCAUGAAGUCCACCCUCCCUCAGCUUCACUCUCCUUGGCCCAAGUUCUUCCUCACCCUCUGCCCCCUGCAGUGCCCGCCUCUUAGGUCCCCAGAUGGCCAGGCCGCCCCAGCCCGUGCUGAAUGUCACUCCUACUUUUCCAUGUUGACUCUGGUAUCACUUCCUCAGGGAAGAGAUCCUCAGCCCAGGCUGCCAUCAACCUUCUGGUUGUGCUUGUGAGAUAGGGGUUGUUUGUUUGUUUACUGGCACCGGGGAUCUAACUCACUACCACUCGCUUGCAAGGCAGGCACUUAUGCCACUGAGCUAAAUCCCCAGCCCUGAGAUACGGGUUUUAAAGCAGUUACAUGCACAACUCUUCCAGUGUCAGUUCAUCAAGAACUCCGCCCUGUACAGGAGGUACUAGAUUCCCCGUCUUAGGACAUUUUCUGUUGCACAAAAUCCCUGAGACCUCAGCAUUCUGGAGUCCGAGAAGUCAGAGCACGGGGACAGCUUUCUCAUUGUCAGCAAGCAAGCUAGCUUGGGUCCCUUCCUCUUAGAAAGCCCGCUGCUGCCAUGGUGGAGCCACCCACCCCAGUGACCUCAUCUAAUCCUAAUUACCUCGCAGAGACCCUAUUCAGAUACCAUCAACCCAUGAAUUGGGGGAUUUAGGUUUUCAGCAGGUGAACUUUGGGGAAUGGGGUCACACCAUAACACCCCUCCUAUUUGACCGAUGACUAAGAUCUGGAGAAGUUGGGUCACUGCCCUGAAGUCACAUGGCUAGCAAGUGGCAGGAUUAGGAUUCAGAACAAAUAGCCUCUGGUCACCAGCUGGACUAUCUGUGGAUCCCUGAACCUCACUACGGAGCUGACCGAAAACUGUUCUUCCUCUGUGUGUCCAAACAAAGGUACAGCUACAUGGUGAACGUUGUGGUUCUCACAUUAAUGAGUAGCAGUCACCUCCACUUGGAAAGGGAAUAUUAUCUUGUCUUGGUCAUUGCAGUGUUCCCAGUGCCCAGCAAAGGGUCUCACUUAGGGAAACUGUACAGUGUACUGGUCCUAACCAAUAAAGAAGAGGUAUGACCCCA